CCCAGAGAGGAGAGGCGGAAGUAAAGAGGCUGCCUAUCGAAUAUUAGUAAUGCAGUCCGGUUUGAGGGACAGCUGUUUUCCAGCUCUUCUGGAGAAAUGCAACGCCCUCUCUUUUUAAGACAAACUAGCAUUCCAAAAAGUUUGGGAUACCUGAUCAUUAUGGCACCAAGAAGCUUCUUUUGUAUGAGAAGUAACUUUAUCUUUGGUUCAAGAUGUUGGAUGAUCCAAUUUUCAACAGAAGUCUUCCUUAAAUCAAUUUCAUUUAGGCUUUUUAGUGUGAAAUGUGGUAAUGCAGACAGUGAGUCUUCGGAGAAUGAAGAAUUACUGAAUAACUUACUUACAAUGGGAGUAGAUGUUGAUAAGGCGAAAAAACGACAGCCUGGAGUUUUUAAUAGGAUGGGAACUAAAGAGCAGGACCUGAAGAUGUUCCUUCUAUCCAAAGGAGCUAGUAAAGAAGUUGUUGCUAGCAUUAUAUCAAGAUAUCCACGAGCCAUAACACGCACACCAGAAAGUCUUUCAGAACGGUGGGAUCUGUGGAGAAGAAUUAUGACAUCAGACCUUGAGAUUAUAAAUAUUUUGGAACGUUCUCCCGAAGCUUUUUUUCGGUCCAGUAACAACCGAAACUUAGAGAAUAAUAUAAAAUUCCUCUACUCAGUUGGAUUGACUCAUAAAUGCCUUUGUCGGUUGUUGACCAAUGCCCCGCGUACAUUCUCCAACAGUCUAGAUUUGAAUAAACAGAUGAUUAAAUAUUUGCAAGAAGUCUGUUUGUCUUUGAAUCACAAUAAGCCUAGAGAUUUUAUUGGGAAGAUAAUUUUAAAAAACCCUUUCAUCUUAAUUCAGAGUACCAAACGGGUAAAAACUAAUAUUGAGUUUUUACAGUCAACUUUUAAUUUGAACAAUGAGAAGCUGCUUGUUUUGCUCUGUGGUCCAGGAGCUAAAAUUCUAGACCUUUCCAAUGACUAUGUCAACAGAAACUACACAAAUAUCAAAGAGAAGCUGUUUUCUCUUGGGUGUACUGAAGAAGAGGCACACAAGUUUAUCUUAAGUUAUCCAGAUGUGAUCUUCUUAGGAAAAAAAAAGUUCAAUGAUAAAAUAGACUAUCUCAUAGAAGAAAAAUUUAGCAUAUCACAAAUAAUUGAAAAUCCUCGGAUUUUGGAUUCAAGCAUGAGUACUUUAAAAAGUCGAAUCAAGGAAUUGGUGAAUGCUGGCUAUAACUUCAGUACAUCAAACAUCACUCUUUUAUCUUGGAGUCACAAAAGAUACAAAGCUAAAUUGGAAAAGUUAAACAUUGAAUGAAACGUUGUUCUGGGGAAUUAAAAAAUGUCAGUCUCAUAAUGUAGUGAGACUUCAUGUUGAAUUGCCUUUCAGAAAGGAGAGCUUUGGUUUCAUAACCAUAUAUACAUACAUAAUGAUCCUUUGGAUAUUUUACUGUAAAGGUUUAUAAAACUCAUGGCCAGCUACCUUUCUCUAGUUUGAAUUAAUACAACAUCCAGUUAUAUGAUACAGGCUGUGAUUGUCCUAUGAAUGGUAGUUCCUGAGUGCCAGGGCGGAACAGUAUAUAGAAGGAAAGUGAAAAAUAAGCUUUUUUUGGUUUCUGUUCAGAUUUAAAAAAUCAACAGAUUCAGUUGGAUGGUUCCUCUGAGGGUUUUGAAUGGCAAAUGAUUUCUCCUAUCAUUCCCACAUAUUUAAUUGUGGUUUAUCUUCAAAAUAGAAUGCCAGUAAAAAUCUGACAAAAAAGGAGGGGUUUUCAUCUCAAAUUCUGCAUUCUCCAUUUAAACCAUUAGUAUGUUCCCCUUACCCUCCAACAUAGGCUCAAUUCACUAUAUCCUGAUUUUUUUUAAAGACAAUGGCAACAAUGAUGGGUAGAAAAAUGGCCACCUAAAGAUGUCAGUGUCUUAAUUCCCAGAAUCUGAAUGUGUUCUGUUACACUGGAAAAGGACUUUGCAGAUGCAAUUAAGUUAAGGACCCUAAGACAUGGAGAUUAUCCGAGAUUAUCUGUGUGGGUCCAGUGUCAUCAUAUGGGUCCUUAAAAUGGAAGAGGGAUGCAAUAUAGGGACUUGACCCUGUUUACUGGGUUUGAAGGAGGAAGGGAUCAUGAACCAAGGAAUGCAAAUGGCCUUUAAGAAAAUGGAAAAGGCAAGGAAACGUUCUCCCCUGUGGCCCCCAGAAAGGAACACAGCCCUGCUGGUACCUUGAAUUUAGCCCACUGAGACCUGUUGCCAAACUUCUGGCCUACAGAACCCUAAGAUAAUAAAUGUAUUAGUUUUAAGCCACUGAAUAUGUGAAUUUGUUAAGAUAGCAAAUAAAUGAAUAUAACAACUAAAUAAUGAUUAGUCGCAUUAUGGGUGGAGGAGUCACAAUACAUGAUUUUUUUAGUGUAUCUGUGUUUCUUCCUCUUGUAAUUACCUGUUUUGUCCACAUACCUUUCUGGAAUGACUAGUAAGUUGUUGUUUGUAAAGAUCUAAAUGUAUAAAAAAACUAAAUGUAAUAAAAUCUAAAUAAAGGAAUAUUUUUACU
Molecule: messenger RNA, 2517 nt
Organism: Nyctereutes procyonoides (raccoon dog)
Lineage: Eukaryota; Metazoa; Chordata; Mammalia; Carnivora; Canidae
Gene: MTERF1
Product: mitochondrial transcription termination factor 1
Exons: 3
Coding region: 97-1296 (399 amino acids)
Biological process (GO): regulation of DNA-templated transcription; termination of mitochondrial transcription
Cellular component (GO): mitochondrial matrix
Molecular function (GO): double-stranded DNA binding
Source: RefSeq, a predicted model, not a curated record